Molecule: messenger RNA, 1665 nt
Organism: Halteromyces radiatus
Lineage: Eukaryota; Fungi; Mucoromycota; Mucoromycetes; Mucorales; Cunninghamellaceae
Product: stretch-activated Ca2+-permeable channel component-domain-containing protein
Exons: 3
Coding region: 22-1647 (541 amino acids)
Biological process (GO): calcium ion import across plasma membrane
Molecular function (GO): protein binding; calcium channel activity
Source: RefSeq, a predicted model, not a curated record
AUCUGAAAGAAGAAACGUGACAUGACUUUUUUACAUCUCUUUAUAUCAACAAUACUAUCAUUAUCGUUUGUCCAUGAUACCAUCAUACUAGCUCAGUCCACCAAUCCUCUACAAAAUAAUCAAAUCUUAUCCUCCAACAUUACAUCAGGUGCUCAACACCAUUUUUACUUUAGUACAAAAGGAAACACUUUGACAGCGAGAAGUUUAGAAAAGACACUAUCUUACUUUAAUAGUUUUGAUGGUCAAGUUAACGAUCUCAGCAUUGGUUUAGGCAUUCUGAACAACAAACGAGCACCAAAUACAAUCAUGGAUAACAGUACCAAUAGUGUUUAUUUAACCCUAACAAGUUGUUCUCAACCUUCUCCACCGUCCAAUUACCAAGGUGACAUUCCCAGUAUUGAUCUUUAUUUAUCUAAAGCGAGCAGCAAUACCCUUCCUGGACCCACCAACAAUCAAAAUAAUGAUACUGUAGACGAUACCAAACCCGGUCGAAUCAGUUGGCAAGGUGAUCAUAUCUCGGAUCUAUGGAUUGGUGUGGUAGCUCCUACUUUAACAACUGGUUGGACUGGACAAUGGACAUACGAAUUAGGUAUAUCCACUAACCAGUGGAUGCAUCCUCUUCAUGGUGACAAUGAUUCAUUGACAUUGGACGAUACAGACAAUACACAUGCAUUAUUUCUUUCACCACCUUAUUCUACACAACAGCAACCAAAACCAAACUUUACAGCUCUGGUAACACAAAAUAUGCCCAAGGAACUAGAAUAUUCGUAUUGUGCGGCAAAAUCGUACCAGGUAUCAGGUUAUUCUAUCAACGUCACUGAAACUCAACGAGGUCAUCCUGGGCAACAAAAUGGUAUUCCUCUUACACAACAACAAAUCAUGAUAUCCAACUUAACUUUAGGCCAAAAUUAUACAGUAUACAUGGUAGAACAACAGCAAUUACCUAUUUCAUCACCAACGACACCGGCUACUACCAUUAUUGGGACUGCAACACCUUUAAAAAUAUAUACCAAGUCAAAUGCCAAUUGUCGUAUGAUGUACAACCUUGAUUUUUGCAGUGAUGUGGCAUAUAGUGUACCUACAGAUCCAACACAUGAUAUAUGGAAUAUUACUUAUUCUUAUGAUCAACAAGCACAGGCAUUAUUCGAACCUUUUGCAACAGCAUUAUCACAAUUCAACUGCAACAAUACUCAGUACUCAUUAGUCCGAAAUUGUGAUGAUUGUUAUCGCGACUACAAACGAUGGCUCUGUGCAGUCACCAUCCCAAGGUGUACCGACAAUAGCACUUCAAUAUCAAGUACAAUCUCGACACGCGAUGUUGCUAAUGGAAGUUCGAGAAACCCAUGGAUUGAUUCAGCUUACCAACCUGGUGAAUGGACAGAAUUACUCCCAUGUAUUGAUGUAUGUUAUCAAGUUGUGCAAAGUUGUCCUCCUUUUCUACAAUUCAAUUGUCCUGAAGAUGAUCUUGCUCGACAACAAUAUGGUUAUUGGAAAGUCAAUGGAUCUCUUGGAAUAAAUCGACCCACUUGUAAUCGACUGAAUAUGAAUGUAUCCUUGUUAGUGAUCUCUCAUGGCAUCCGAUUAUCUUUAUCUUCUUCAUUAUUGAUUUCAUUGUUUAUUUUUUAUAUUAUAUUUUAUUCAUUAUAGCUAGUUUACAUGUAGUUC